Molecule: messenger RNA, 1467 nt
Organism: Medioppia subpectinata
Lineage: Eukaryota; Metazoa; Arthropoda; Arachnida; Sarcoptiformes; Oppiidae
Source: the annotation of a GenBank genome assembly
CUGGCGGACAUCCGUUCGGGCGUUCCCUUGAAUCGCGUGGAAGUGACGGAAAGCGAGCGCAACAAAGACGCGCACGAACUCAUCCUCGACUUCAUCCGCGCGCGCCCUUCGCUGCAGUCGGCGGAGCGCCGGCAGUUGGCGCCACCGCCGCUCAAACAGGAAACCCUUUACGAGAAACUCAUGUUUUCCAUUCGGCAGAAACACAAACUCAAACCCGUUCCCAAACCCGCCGAAUGCGCGCCACCGCCCGACGACGGCUGUUCGCGGGUCGCCGACCGCGAGACGACGCCUGCGCCGCAGCGACGCCUCAUUAAAGCGAAUCUCAGGCUUUCGUUCGAGUCGUUCGACGACACGACGACAGACGACGACGCGAACGACGUCUCGGAAACGACAGAAGACGACGGAAAGAGAUUUUCGCUCAAAAAACUUUCUCGGCUUUUAUCUCAAGAGAGAAGACAUUCGAUUAGUGUUUGCGAAACUCCGCGCGAAGAGCUGGACGUGAACGAAGACGCGCGCCAACACGUGGUGUCCAUCUGGGAGUCGUGCGAUUGGGGGCGCGCUCUCCAGUGUCUCUCCCUCUCCCUGCAAGAAGUGCAACACAUCCGCAACGUUCUGACCAAAGCCGAGUUGGAGACGCUGGCCGUGACGAAGGACUUGCGUUCGGAUCUGGAGAACGGCAAGAUCUGCUUCACGUGUCUCAAGACGCGCUUUUCCUUCUUCGGCCAGUGGCCGAAAGAGUGCCAGAUCUGCAAACGCGUCGUCUGCGAGCGGUGCGCCACCAAAAUGCACAUUCCGUUCGCCAACUUCGACAAAGUGCCCAUCUACAUGCUGUCGCCCACGCCGUCGCCGCCAGAGCCCCGCAAACCCUUUCCCGAACCCCGAGCCCAGACCACGGCCUCCGCGGCCAAGCGGUGGCGCUCUCUGCGCUCUAAUGACGCCGUUCUGGUGGACGCCGCGGACCGGAAGUCGGGCCCUCUGGCCAGAGUGUGCCGCGACUGCAAGCGUCUGGUCAGACACCUGAUAGACGCGGGCGCGCAGAACUGGAAGCACUGACGUCACGAUCUCUACCUCUACUCUAACUGUUAUAUUGUAUUCAUAAAUGUUGUUACGAUUGCUGUAAAUAAAGACGUAAUUCGUGUACAAACACAAGAAUGGAGGUCGAGGUGACGCUCAGCGACCAGAAGCUCAUCAACCGCUUCGCGCGCCUCAACGCCAAGUGCGAGGAACUGGAGGCCGACCUGAAGGCCAACGACCGCAAAGUCGACAACUUCUCGGAGGCGUUGGACGAGAUGGCGUUGGAGGACGACGACCAGUGGAUCCGCUCGGGCGACGUGUUCGCGCGCAUGUCUGCCGCAGACGCGCAGCAAUGGGUGGAAGGGCUGCGACGGGCGCUGCAGAGCGCGGGCGAAGACACGCGCCGUCGAGUGGUGGCGAUGCGCGACGAGAUGGCGGACAUCAAGACGACCC